ACCAUUGUGGGGUUGGACAUGGCGAAUGACGUCAUUCCAUUAAGGCAGGACUUCAGGGAAUUAUCGUGUUCUCAUUGGUAAUUAAAUUUGCCAGUCAGCGUGUACCCAUCCCUUACCAGGCUCGGUUGAGACUCGACCACUUUCCUUGUUGAGCCUGCGGCGGCCGAAGCCGAGACAAACGUCUUGAUAGAUGGAUUUUAGGGUAUAGCGGAAAAACAAAACGCGGGCGAGCUUUUUUCCAAUUAAUUAUGUUUUCCAAAGGUAAAAGCUCCGUUGUGCCAUCGGAUAGCCAGGCACGUGAAAAGUUAGCCUUGUACGUCUACGAAUACUUGUUACAUAUAGGAGCACAGAAGUCAGCACAGACGUUUCUGUCAGAGAUCAGAUGGGAGAAGAAUAUCACACUAGGAGAGCCACCGGGUUUCCUUCACUCAUGGUGGUGCGUUUUCUGGGACUUGUACUGUGCCGCUCCUGAGAGAAGAGAGAACUGUGAACACUCCAGCGAAGCAAAGGCCUUUCAUGACUAUAGUGCGGCAGCUGCCCCCAGCCCUGUCCUGGGCAACAUGCCCCCAGGAGAGGGCAUGCCAGGUGGACCCAUGCCACCAGGAUUCUUUCAGGGUCCUCCUGGUUCGCAGGCGUCUCCUCACGCUCAGCCUCCCCCUCCUAACAGUAUGAUGGGACCCCACGGCCAGUCUUUCAUGUCGCCACGUUUCCCUGGAGGCCCGCGAGGCCCACCCAUCCGCAUGGGCAACCAGCCUCCUGGAGGUGUCCCCACUGCCCAGCCUAUGCUCCCCAACAUGGACCCCAUGCGAAUGCAAGGUGGGCCGAUGCAGAGGAUGAACAACCCUAGAGGAAUGGGCCCCAUGGGACCAGGACCCCAGAACUUCGGUGGAGGCAUGAGACCGCCACACAACGCCAUGGGCCCUGGCAUGCCAGGAAUGAACAUGGGCCCAGGAGGAAGACCACCGUGGCCCAACCCCAACAAUAACAACAAUAUGCCUUAUUCAUCGCCCUCUCCUGGCAACUAUGGGGGUCCCCCUGGCGGAGGUGGACCUCCUGGGACUCCCAUCGUUCCCAGCCCUGCAGACUCCAAUAAUUCCAGUGAAAACCUCUACACCAUGGUGAACUCUGGACCAGGAAACAGAACGAAUUUCCCCAUAGGCCCCGGCUCUGAGGGCCCCCUGGGAGCCAUGGCGGGAAUGGAUCCCCUUCAUUUGAACGGAGUCCUCGGUCACAGUAAACAGGACAUCUUUGGAUCUGGUGAUUUGGAUGGUCUACCCAAGAAUUCUCCGAACAAUUUGAGUGGCAUGAGCAAUCCCUCCGGAACUCCACGAGACGAUGACGUAGGAGGCAGCUACCUUCAUUCCUUUCAGAGCGAGAGUUGUAGCUCAGAGUAGAGGAAGCAGGGGGGGAGGUGCAAUGGUGCUACUGUUGAAAGUCCCGCAGUACUCCCCAUCCAUGACGAUGAGCGUGUGAUGACCUGUCCCUCUUGCCCCUGGAAAUGCAUAAUUUGACCGCCAUACCUAAAUACUGGACAUGACAUGACCAAAUACAACUGCCGUAGGCCCCAAGUUUUGUUGCGUGCAGCGUUUUUUGGGGAGUUAUCAUUUUUAUUUUGGUUUUUUUUUCUUAAUUUCUGAAAAGGACUUUGCCAUAAAGCUAUGAACUUUUCCUAAUGUGAUGACCAGUUUUGUUUAUCUUUUUUUGUUUGUUUGUUUGUUUUUGUCUGACACGCCACCUACCAAGUGUUCUUAUGGAGUGUCGGCAAAUGUUUUUUGGCUGCAAAGUCUACAGUUGAAUGCAUGGUUUUUUUUUUUCAUCACUGUUUUUUUUUUUUAUCCCCCCCCCUCAUAUUGCCUACUUGUCAUAACCGGACUACAGCAUGGCGUACAGAGGACUAACUUCAGAUCCCCAAUCGCUAAUAUGUGGCCUUCAACUGUGUGAUAAUAGUUCACUCGCUUUUAAUUCUAUUACGUUUUAACUCUAUCGCUCUCCAACAACGAAACCGAGAACAAAUUGUCUUUAGUGACAGAAUAACACCUUUCAAUAGAAGCAAUUACUGUUGUAAAUGGUUUUUAUUCUAUAUAGAUAUUUUUAUCUUUAAAAAAAAAAAGAAUCUUCCAUGCUGAUAAGAAUCACCAUCUGAGAUGUCCCACGUCUUAUACUAUAAUCCUCUGCACUGAUUUUAGCCUGAUGUUUUUUCGACUUUUUAUGAGGUGUAUGACUGCUGUGUUGUAGAGACAACAACCCAAACUCUUAGGGGAAUGACUGAGUUUUUGGCCCUCCCUGUCUGCAAGUGUACUACCUAUAAAUCAGCCCCCUCCCCAUUGACGGCAGCAGGUUCUGGACCAAUGCAAACCCGGGCCUGCUCUGGGGCGGUGCUGGUCCAGUCUCGGUUGCUGUGGCGUGGGGCUGGUUUUAGUGCCCUCCCGCUCACUCCUCCUCAGGUCUGCCACUCCUCAUCCUCUGCAUAGGCGUGUGUGUUUUGUCAAGGGUCUUUUGCACGUUGUAGCCGCUCCAUGUGUUGCAUUCAUUUGUGUAGUUGGAUGCUGAUUCUUCAGGCAUUUAUGCAGAGCAUUAUUGAUAGGCCCCUUAGAGUGUUUCUUUUGAACACCACAUGUUUUGAAGUUCAAGGUAGCUCUAUAAUCUCAGUCAGUAAGUGAAGACCUUCAUGAGACAUCGAUUCAGAUCUUGUUCUGCCAUACUUUUUUUUGUUAUUUCCACUCGGAAAGGCUUUCACCAUCCAACAUCCACAAAUAUACUAUAGGAUAUUCUUUAAUUUAUUGUAUUUAUGUGAACAAUUGAUAAUGCAGAUGACUCCAUUUUGUUUAACAUUGUUGUUGUUGGAUUGUCCCUCUGAAACCUGCUUUAGAGGAAAGCCCUGUGUGUAUAUAAUUUUAUGUCUAAAUUAUAUGUCUACUUUCACAUGGGUAUUUUUUUUCCCCUUUCUUUCCAUCCCCCCCUUUUUUCCUGCUGGACGGUCACUGCAUGCUUUAGCAAUGAGAUGCGUACAUUUAGUCGUAGAAAAAAAAGAAGAAAAAAAAGAUAAAACUAAUCCUGAGCCAGGGCAGACCGUGCAGAUGUACUUUAGACGUAGAGUGAAAAGGGGAAUUCUGUAUUUUCCAGUUUGCAUUAUGAGUUGUUUGUAUAAAUUCUUAAACACCACACGUUGAGAGUAAAAAACGGCCAAUAAUAAAUGCUAUGAUUCUCAAGGCUUGGUGGGAUAUUAAAAGAGAGAAAGGCUGGCUUUUGUGCCGGUUUCAUGCGUGUUAUAGGGUCAGGUCUAUUCCACAUAGUUGCAGUCUGUUGAAACGGGACAUUGGGAAGAACCGGGGCACAUCAGAACAAGAAACAAUUAUGUAUUAAAUGGGACCUGAUUCUAUCUAUGAAAACAGAUUUUUUUUUUUUUAAGCAUUUUUGUUCUUUUGUUUUCUUUUGAACUGUGUCCUCUCUUUGCAAUACUGUGCACUGUUCCUGAUUCUAAUGUUUAUUGAACGUAAAGUAUCUAAACCAUUAUUAAACCCAUUUCUACAGCA
Molecule: messenger RNA, 3533 nt
Organism: Engraulis encrasicolus (European anchovy)
Lineage: Eukaryota; Metazoa; Chordata; Actinopteri; Clupeiformes; Engraulidae
Gene: ssbp3b
Product: single stranded DNA binding protein 3b
Exons: 20
Coding region: 249-1394 (381 amino acids)
Biological process (GO): positive regulation of transcription by RNA polymerase II
Cellular component (GO): nucleus
Molecular function (GO): protein binding; single-stranded DNA binding
Source: RefSeq, a predicted model, not a curated record